Molecule: messenger RNA, 419 nt
Organism: Umbelopsis ramanniana AG
Lineage: Eukaryota; Fungi; Mucoromycota; Umbelopsidomycetes; Umbelopsidales; Umbelopsidaceae
Exons: 1
Coding region: 149-379 (76 amino acids)
Source: RefSeq, a predicted model, not a curated record
GGCAUGUUUGUUUGUGGCUUGACUGGAUGGCAAGAAAAACACCUGGUGCUAGCCAACUUCCAUACUCAUAACGGUGAAGUCAGGUGAAUAAAGUGCUCAUCCAUUGAGUGAUCGCUGCUGCUUUCUGUAAUGAAGUCUUGGCCUAACUAUGCUUCAGUUUUCUCUUCUGGCCAUUGGCUGCCCACCACUGUUAACGGGACCAUUCCGAUUGAACACAGAACUGCCACUCCAGCAAAGCCGGCCAAUUCUCACCUCUAACGUUUGUACAGCCUCCGUAUUUAUUAUAGCUCGGCAUGAAAGGGUGCAAAUACACGGCAAAUAUCGAGGCACAAUAGUAAUAGCUAAUUUGUAUCGCUUGAGAGUAAAAAGACCGGAGUAAUCCAUCCGACAGUUCAGGAUGAUGUAGUCAUGAUGUUUCC